UUGUGGAUCGCAGAUGGAGCCACUACAAGAAAUUUGGCCUUUUAUAGCAUAGCGGGAUAGCACGGAUUUUCAAACUGCUAUGGUAGAUAAUUUUUUCGAUUUUGGGACAUAUUGAUAGCAUUAACUUAAUGCUGUCGGGAAAAAUUCACAAAGCGGGAAUAGAAAAGCACGCGUACCGCUUAUACUUAGUGAAAAUUUGAGAACCGGGAAAUACUAAAUCUAUUCCCUCUUUACUGUAACACUUAGGAUACAUAAGGAUAAAAAAAAUGAUUGUCGACAACUAAAUUUAAAAAAAAUGAGUAACUCUCUCUCUCUCUCAGUCGAGAAAACCCUACCCCUUUCUCCCACACCCAAAUCUCUCCGUCGACACCUUGAAGCUCGAUUCUGUGUUCUGUAACCUGUGAUACUCUCCAGCUCUCUCUCUCUCGAAAACCCUAACCCCUUUCUCCCACAACCGAAACUCUCCGUCGACACCUUGAAGCUCGAUUUCGUGUUCUGUAACCUGUGAUACUCUCCAGCUCUCUCUCUCUCUCUCUCUCUCGAAAACCCUAACCCCUCUCUCCCACAAUCGAAACUCUCCGCCGAGACCUUGAAGCUCGAUUUUGUCGUCUGUAACCUGUGGUACUCUCCAGCUCAAGUCGAUUCGAACCGAAGAGGUUUAUUUUCUUCGAUAUCUCAGUUUCCCAUGAUUCUCAUUUCUUUUAUUAUGAUAUGUUUGAUUCUGAUUUAAAUUGUUUAAUUCCCGUGGCUUUAGUACAUGUUUAUGGUUUGUUUUAGUCUCGGCUUAGUCAUUACAUGCUUCUGAUUUGUUUUAGUCUUUGCUUAGUCAUAACAUGACUCUCAUUUGUUUGACUCUCGUUGACUACUUUACUGAGUGUUGUUAAUUUUUUCCAGAAUUUAGCUUCAUUUGUUUGACUCUCGUUGGCUACUUUACUUUCGUUGGUUUCUAUUUCCUGUGACCAUUUUACUUGUUGGUUAUUUAGAAUUUGUGUAUUCUGUGACCAUUUUACUCGUUCUAAUGGUUUUAAAGAAGUAUAGAUCAAACAAUGUUGGAGAAGGCGUGGGUUCAUCUGUCAAGGUAAGAAAUCAACAUAUAUUGAUCCAUGUCAGUACUCAGUAGGGGAGUUGAGUGUUUAAUGAAUUGUUCUGUUUUGUUAUGUUAUAACUGCAGAGUUGAUCCUGCUUAUGAGAAGGGUGCAUGGGACUUUGUCCAAGCUGUGUCUGCGGAUGAUGGAGCUGAUAAGUUCAUUAUCUGCCCUUGCACAGACUGUCGGAAUGUAGAUCGGCAUUCAGCUGCAGAUAUAGUCGAUCAUCUGGUUAGAAGGGGAAUGGAUGAGGUGUACAAGCAGCGUAAGGACUGGUAUCAUCAUGGAGAAGUAUACUCUGUGGCUGAAGGCGAGAUGAAAGAGAAGCAGUGGAAUGAAGAGAUUGUUGGGUUGUACAGAGCUGUUGAGAAUUUAGAUGAAGAGUUAGCUACUGAACGUGACUUCUGUGAGAUGGCAGAGGGAGAAGACAUGAAAGAAGAUGAGUUCUUGGCAAAGAUUGCAGAUGCUGAAACCCCAUUAUAUCCAAGCUGCGCAAACCAUAGCAAGUUAUCAGCCAUCGUGUCAUUGUUUAGGCUGAAGACUAAGAAUGGCUGGUCUGACAAGAGCUUCGAUGAUCUACUUGAGACGUUGCCGGAGAUGUUACCAGAGGAUAACGUGUUGCAUACAUCACUGUACGAAGUUAAGAAGUUCUUGAAGUCUUUUGAUAUGGGUUAUGAGAAGAUUCAUGCGUGUGUUAAUGAUUGCUGCCUGUUCAGAAAGAAGUUGAAGAAGCUCGACAGUUGUCCUAAAUGUAAGGCCUCAAGAUGGAAGAUUAACCAGCACACUGGUGAGAUCAAGAAAGGUGUCCCACAGAAAGUAUUAAGAUACUUUCCAAUAAUCCCACGGCUAAAGAGGAUGUUUAGGUCUGAAGAAAUGGCCAGAAACCUAAGGUGGCAUUCUACUAACCAGAGCAGCGAUGGGAAACUAAGGCAUCCCGUAGAUUCUGUGACAUGGAAACAGAUGAAUGACAAGUAUCCCACAUUUGCCGCUGAGGAAAGGAAUAUACGGCUGGGACUCUCUACGGAUGGAUUUAAUCCUUUCAACAUGCAGAGCAGUAAGUACAGUUGUUGGCCUGUGCUGUUAGUUAACUACAAUUUGCCUCCUAACCUAUGUAUGAAGAAGGAGAAUAUCAUGCUAACACUGCUCAUUCCUGGUCCACAACAGCCUGGUAAUAGUAUUGAUGUCUACUUAGAGCCAUUAAUAGAGGAUUUAAAUCAGUUGUGGAGCAAAGGAGAGUCAACAUAUGAUGUUGUGAGUAACACUGCAUUUACAAUGAAGGCAAUGCUGCUCUGGACUAUUAGUGAUUUCCCAGCCUAUGGAAAUCUAGCUGGAUGCAAAGUGAAAGGAAAAAUGGGUUGUCCUGUGUGCGGGAAACACACUGAUAGUAUGUGGCUGAAGUUCUGUAGGAAGCAUGUGUAUAUGUCUCAUAGAAAGGGUCUCCCACCAACGCAUAGAUAUAGGUCGAAGAAGGCUUGGUUUGAUGGACACGCUGAACACGGGAGAAAGUCUAGGAUACUAUCUGGUCAUGACAUUUCCAAUAACCUGAAGCACUUUGUUAACAACUUUGGGAAUUUUAGAGAAGGUAGAACGAAGAGGAAAAGAACAGUGAGUGUUGAAGAAGACUGUGAUAUUGAGGACGUUUCCAGUGAAUCUGAGGCAGAGGAAGAAGAUGAAGUUGAUGAGGAGGAGUUGUCAAGAUGGAAAAAAAGAUCAAUCUUCUUUCAACUUCCUUAUUGGGAGGUAAGUCUUAUAUUGAACACACAAUAUUCCUUGUAUAUUAUUAUCUUUAAGACUCUCACAGUUUUGCUUCUUUUGUAUUGAUAUUUAGGAACUACCCGUGAGGCAUAAUUUGGACGUAAUGCACAUUGAGCGAAAUGUGGCAAAGAGCAUUGUCUCAACGUUACUUCACUGUGGGAAUUCGAAGGAUGGUCUCAAUACACGUAAGGAUCUGGAACAUCUUGGUAUUAGAAAGGAUCUGCACCCGAGGGCCAAAGGGAAAAGGACUUACCUACCAGCAGCACCUUGGUCUUUGUCGAAGAGUGAGAAGAAAGUAUUCUGCAAGCGACUUUCUGAUUUUAAAGGACCUGAUGGAUAUUGUUCAAACAUAUCUAGGGGUGUUUCAGUAGAAGAGUGUAAGGUAUCAGGUCUCAAAUCACAUGAUUAUCAUGUGCUGAUGCAACAGUUACUCCCGGUUGCAGUUAGAGGAUUAUUACCUAAAGGCCCGAGACUAGCAAUAUUACGGAUGUGUGCAUUCUUCAACCGGUUAUGCCAGCGAGUAAUAGAUGUAGAGCAGAUUUCAAAAAUGGAAGCAGAAGUUGUGGAAACUCUCUGUAUGUUUGAGAGAUUUUUUCCUCCAAGCUUCUUCGACAUAAUGGUUCAUUUGACAGUUCAUCUUGGAAGGGAAGCUAAACUAUGUGGUCCAGUCCAUUUUCGCUGGAUGUAUCCAUUUGAGAGGUAACUUAUACUAUAUUUAAAUUUUAAAAUCUCUAGACUGUGACUAAAACUUUUUUUACUCUAUGUAGACACAUGAAGAUCCUGAAAGACUAUGUUAGAAACACUGCGAGGCCAGAGGGUUGUAUUGCUGAGUCCUAUCUUGCAGAAGAGUGCAUGCAGUUCUGCAGUGCGUUUCUUAAAAAGACAACCAAUGUGGAGGAGAAAUUAGAUAGGAAUGCUGACUAUGAGAGCCAGACAAUCCUAGAGGGACGUCCAAUAUCGGCACCAAAAUCAAUUAACCUCUCUGAAAUGGAGAAGAAAACAGCCCACCUUGCUGUCCUACAGAACACAUCUGUUGUUGACCCUUAUGUUGAGUAAGUGACUGCAUUUUUUAACUUCGUAACCUAUAAGCUACGUAGGAACUGAAACAUUUGUUUUUUGUGUCACAAGCAUGCAUCUACAAUUUCUACAAGACACAAAUGCAAGAUGUAGACGUGAUGCAACAUAUUUGUGGAGUACACAUACCCUGAAUUUUGCUUCUUGGUUAAAAGAGCAGGCAAGUUUAUAACAGUUGUUGCGUUUCUAAAUUAAUUGUUCUUCUAUUCUGACAAUUGCUUAUACUUUUUGCUAGAUAAAAGUGGAUUCUGAAACACAUGGAGAGACUCUAAAAUGGUUGGCAUAUGGUCCAUGUAGUACUGCAAGGUCAUAUACAGGCUACAUAGUGAACGGACAACGCUUUCACACACACUCAGUUCAGAGGAUGAGCCAAAACAGUGGAGUAUUUUAUGAGGCUACUGCAAUGUGUAGAGCGAGUGCAAAAGACACUUCACAAGUCGUCGAUUUGGUAUCAUACUAUGGGAGAGUUACAGAGAUUAUCUUGUUGGACUAUAAUGUCUUUUACGUCCCUCUAUUCAGGUGUCAAUGGGCAGUACGAGGAAACGGAGUUAAGGUGGAAGAUGGGUACACACUUGUUAACUUGAAUCAGUCUCAAGUUUCCUUUAAUAGGGAUCCAUACAUAUUAGCUUCUCAGGCAAAACAAGUGUUUUACUCAAGGGAGGAUGAUACAUCCUGCUGGUAUGUUGUCCUAAGAGGUCCAUCAAGAAGAUACAAUGAAACAGAAGAAGAAGAUGUCAACAUAGAUAUUGGACCAUUGCCAUCAAUCAUUGAUAUGGAUGUUGAAAUAGAUGAAGCUCACAAUGCCCGAGUUGAUUGUGAAGGCAUAUAUGUGUGAUGCAUGUGAUAUGUGUCUUGUUUGAUGCUUGACUGUUUUGUGUUCUUUUGUGAGGUCUUCUGUGAUAUGUGUCUUGUUUGAUGCUUGACUCUUGUGUAUUCUUUUUUGUGAUGACUGAUGUAGUUUCAUAGUUCUUUUUGUAUCUUGUACUAACUAAUGUGUAAUUUGUUUCAGGUGAAUUAAAUGGGUCGUCCAAAGACUACAAGAAUGAAAAAGAAUGCGCAUACUAGUAAGGUCACCAACAAAGACACGAAGAUCACAAAGAGGGGCAGGAAGAAGAAGUCUGAUGUGGAAGUAGAAUUUAUUGGUACUAUAGAAUGUCAACCGCAGCAUGAUUCUGAAAAAGAUCAGGAGCCUGUCGCUGAGAAGGAGCAUGAAGAGCUUCGAGAAAAUGAAGAAACUGCAGCUGCUAACGAGCAGGAAGAGCCGGAAGAGGCUAACAGGGCUGUGGAGACUGACGUUAACGAGCAGGAAGAGCCGGAAGAGGCUAACAGGGCUGUGGAGACUGACGUUAACGAGCAGGAAGAAGAGCCUGAAGGAGAGGUGGAAUUGAGUGAAGUUCAGCCUAAGCAGAAGAAACACCGAGGUCCAACCAAGAUGAAGCACAUCGCCAGAGAUCCAAAUGCUAGAGAAAGAGUGGAGUUCAAUGAUUUUGGAGAUCCUGUUGGUGAAGGAUCAGUGAAGCUGUCUUCAUACCUAGGUCCACUAGUGCGGGAACAUGUACCUGUCACAUUUGAUGAUUGGAGGAAAAUCAGUGAGGAAGUUAAAACUGUUCUUUGGAAAUCUGUUCAGGUGACUUUCUCCUAUUACAUUUUCACAUUUGAUGGUUCUGUAUCGAUAUCUGUAAUUAAUUUGGUAUAUUUGUGAUUGUAGGCAAGGUUUAAGCUUGAUGAAGACUAUCAGAAGAAUGCUGUGUUGAAGCAAAUGGGAUGUUUAUGGAGGGCGUCAAAAUCAAGACUUGUCACGCAGAUCAGAGGCAAAUCUACUAACCAAGAGAGGAUGAAUCUGAGACCAAAGAAUGUUAAUCCAGUGGAGUGGCGAAAAUUUGUCAACUGCAAAACCAGUUCAGACUUUAAGGUAUUGAGUGAUAAAUACAAGGAGAGGAGGAGCAAACAAAUUCCUCACACUUGUAGCCGUAGAGGAAUGGUUAGGCUAGCGGAGGAUAUGGUACAUUUCUUCACCUUAUCUAUUUACUUUUUCUUCACUUACUACCUUUUUCACAUCUGAUGUCAUGUUUUCAUCAGAAACAAGAGAGUGGUGGAGUAUCGAAAGUGAGUAGGCUUAAAGUGUGGGUCAAGUCACGUACAAAAAAAGAUGGAACACCAGUCAAUAUGCUAGCUGCGGAGAAGUUUGUAAGUAGUUUUUUUUGGUGCUUCAAAGAUAUAACUAUAUGCUUAGUAACAUAUUUUCUGUUGACAGAAAAAGGCAGCUGAGAUUGUUGAUCACGGUGCUAAUUCUAAUUCAACAAACCUUAGUGUGGAUCCGCUUUCAGUACUAUUAGGACCUGACAAUCCUGGUCACUUGAGGGCGAUGGGAAGAAACAUUGGGAAGACGAAGUUAGCUUGUUUUCAAGUGAAGAAACAAUUUAUGGCUGAAAUGGAAGAGAAGCACCUUGUUUGAUGAACCAGGUUAACGAGUUGCAAUCUGAACUUGCUAGGAUGAAGAGACAGGUUAGUUAUACUAAGCAUGUUUAUAUUCUUGGAUGUUAGUUAUGAGCUGAUUACUUACAUGCAUUUAUGUUACAGCAAGAACCUGAGAUAGGUGAAAACUCAGCUACUGCAAGAGCAAGAGUAAGUAAUUUACAUCUUCACAAUAAUUGGUUAGUAAUUGUGAAGUAAGUAAUGCACUGACAUGUUUUAAAAUAUAUUUAUGUAGAGUGUUAACAAAAGCGCACACCCUAAGUGUGUGUUGGUUGAUUGGUCUGGUUCUGAUGAAAAAGUUGCUGAGGGUCGUGUUAUUUCAUCUGAACCGGAAGACUUUGUGAAUGACAUCCCCUUAGGUCCUCUUGCUGUUAAAGUAUUGGUUGAAACUGCAAUCAAGUCCGAUGCUUUUUUAUGGAGGCCUGCAACCGGUAUGUGUAUUGUUGAGCAAGCGGUUGGCGAGAUGGUUGCAUGGCCUGCCAAUAAUUGCAUUAUUUCAGACCAGUCGAUGUAUUCUGAAGAUAUUCCUCUUAGGGUAAGAUGUGUAAUCAAGAAGCAAGUUUUUACAGUUUACUUUGUUGUUCUUUGUCUGAGUUGUUGUGAUCAUUAACAUAUGCUUGUGUCUGCUAGAGCCCAACGGCGUAUUCUGUGAACAAAUGCAAACUCCUAUCACCUUGGACAACUACUGACGAAGUUGUUGCUUAAGGCCGUUGGCAGUGUCAAGAACCAAAAGCAUUGGUUAAUCGUCUCCCUCUCGGACCAAAUGCAGUGAAAGUAUUUGUAGAUGUGGUGCAUGAACCUGACACAUUUCUGUGGAGACCUAGACCAGAAAUGACAUACCUUCGGGACUCUGUUAAGCACUUUGUAGCAUGGCCUGCAAGUAAGUGUGUGUUUGAAAACACAACAAAUUCAACACGACCCACAUCUCCUAAAGCAUCGACUGCUACAAGCAAAUCUCCAGGGCACACAUUUUCUGCUUCGUCACCAGUUUCUAAGUCUCCAGUGCAACAACCUCCAAAAGCUACUCCGAAGAAAACUCAAGUUGCAUCUCCUCUUCGAAGAUCUCAGGUAAAGUUCAUAGUAGCUGUCCGUUUGUUGUUAUAUAUUUCAUUGACAUAAAAUGGUUUGUCUUGAAUACAUUGUAGCAUCAUUGUCAAAAGGAUGCUGCUCCAAAAGAGAACCAGAAGUGCAAGUUGAUGUCCAUUGGCGGGAACAAGCAGGUGGUUGCAGAAGGACGUUGGGCAUCAGACAACCCAGAACAGACUGUUCACUUUGUUCCCUUGGGACCAAAUGCAGUUAAAGUCUGGAUUGAUGUGGUGAAGGUAACUUUCGCAGAGGUUUGGCGUCCAUCUUCUGAGAUCGAGUGUUUGGGAGAUGCAAUUGGCUCAUGCAUUGCAUGGCCAAAGGAGAAGGUGAUCUUGUGUUAAGACGUCUAUCAUGUGUAAUGUACUAUUCUACUCACUCUACUUGGAUGUUAUUGUGUUCUAGUUUGGAUUGAGACUUGUUGUCUGGGUUAUGUUCUAGCUAACUUGUUGUUGUUCGGAUUAAGACUUUGUAUUUUGGAACUUCUGUCUGCAUCAAUGAAUGUGGCAGGUUAUGAGAUUUUCAAUCGAAUAGGAACAGGUUACCACAUAAAUAACAACAAAUACUAUGACACAAAAUUACUGCUACGAUAUCGAAAAUAUAGCAUUAACAAAAUUGCUAUCAUAUUGCAAACCACAAUGGUGAAUUGUGCCAUAAAAAUAUAUAUAAUAACUUGUAAACUUUGCUAUCGUAUAGAAUAUAUAGCAUCCUAUGUCCAUGCUAUUAUAAAUAUCACUCAGUAAUAGCAAUCCAUAAAAAAAGCUAUCAUAUUGUAAAACUACGAUAGCAUGUCAAACAAUGCUAUAAUAUAGGGGGGACCUAUUAUAACUCGGGCAGACAUAGCGGUUUCAAUAACGCUAACAAAGACAUUUAAUAGCUGUUUUCUUACGCUAAGAAAGGCCAUUUUUCUUGUAGUGAGCACUGAGAUUCAACGCAGAGAAAAAAGAGUUGGGGUUCGAACAAUUGAUUGAUCUUGCAAGUUUCAAAAACACAAACGAAGGGUACAUUGUGCAAGACACUUGUUCUUUUGGUGUCGAGAUCUUCAUCGUUAAACCAGCCAAGGUACAAGAGAAAGUCACGUUCGUAUCAAACCCUCCACGCAAUGUGUUUACUUGGAUGAUACCUCAUUUCUCUGACAUGGAAGAUAAGUUCUACUAUUCUGAUGAUUUUCUCGUCGGAGACCGAUACUGGAGAUUAGGGUUUAACCCGAAAAGUGGGAGUGCACUUCCAAUCUAUUUAUAUGCUCAAGGCUUUAGGCCAGACGCAGUCGCUACAAACACUUGGGGAGCGGUUAAUCUGCGGUUAAAGAAUCAACGAAGCACCAACCAUAGGGAGAGAUAUUCUGCAGCUUGGUACCCUAUUCGAAGUGAUAAUGGUGUGGGAGUGAACAGUAUCAUAUCGUUAGCAGAUUUACACGAUGCAUCAAAGGGGUAUUUGGUGAAUGAUGCUAUUAUCUUCGAAGCUGAAAUGGUUAAGGUCACUGUGACCAACAUCGUCUCCGUUUAAUGAUCUAUACUUCUUUUGUCGUUGAUCAAACAAACUUUAUGAAUAAGACGUGUGUGAUAUAAGUUUGUAAUAAGAUGAAGUUAUCAAUGCUUGUGAUGUAAUCUUCAUUUCCGUUCAUCGUGUAUUGUUUUCUACUUUGUUAUCAAUGAAAAAAAACUCUCUUGGUUUUUAA
This is a messenger RNA of Brassica napus (rape), 9150 nucleotides long. RefSeq lists its product as uncharacterized. The record is from RefSeq and is a predicted model, not a curated record. Lineage: Eukaryota; Viridiplantae; Streptophyta; Magnoliopsida; Brassicales; Brassicaceae. Bases 1104 to 2906 code for a protein of 600 amino acids. The transcript has 3 exons.